AUGUACAAGGCCGUCAUCCUGCCGACGUUACUAUACGGAGCAGAGACAUGGACGGUGUACACGAGACAGGCACGUCGACUGAACCACUUCCACCUCAGUUGUCUCCGUCGCAUCCUGAGGCUGAACUGGCAGGAUCGAAUCCCCGACACGGAAGUACUGGAACGAACGGGAAUCCCCAGCAUCUACGCCAUACUGAGACAAAUGCAGCUGCGCUGGUGCGGCCACCUAGUGCGCAUGGACGACGAGCGAAUACCCAAACGACACUUCUACGGAGACGUCGCGACGGGUUCUCGCCGUCAAGGAGGCCAGAUUCGCCGUUACAAUGAUACUCUGAAGUCCUCCCUGAAGCGCCUUCAAAUCAACCCGACCAACUGGGAAGAGCUCGCUCGCGAUCGUCCGACAUGGAGGAGAACAGUGAAGACGGGCGCUGCUAUCUACGAAGCCAACCGCAUCGCCGCCGCCAAAGCGAAACGCGAAGCCCGCAAAUCACAACUUCGCCCAGUCCGCAACGCCGCCGCACAACCUCCCCCUACGUGUCCUCGAUGUCAACGGACAUUCCGGGCACGAAUCGGACUUGUUGGACAUCUUCGGAUCAACUGCGCCUCUCGAACUGCUCCAACCAUCGUCCCCCCGCCCGCCUCUUCCUCGUCCUCUCUUCCGCCAACUAACUCUGACACUCCUUCUGCACCACCACUUCCAUCCUCCUCCUUCUCCUCUUCUGCCCCAGCGGCGGACGGUCAGACUGCUGUCUCACACAUCACCAACCCCGACACAAUAACCGCCACCACCCCCACCUCUCCCGAUACCACUGAUGAGGAUCAGGACUACACGUGCCCUCACUGUGACCGCACCUUCACCUCACACAUCGUCCUGGUCGGUCACUUGUGA
Spirometra erinaceieuropaei is the source of this 888-nucleotide messenger RNA. Lineage: Eukaryota; Metazoa; Platyhelminthes; Cestoda; Diphyllobothriidea; Diphyllobothriidae. The record is from the annotation of a GenBank genome assembly.